Molecule: messenger RNA, 675 nt
Organism: Orbilia oligospora ATCC 24927
Lineage: Eukaryota; Fungi; Ascomycota; Orbiliomycetes; Orbiliales; Orbiliaceae
Exons: 3
Coding region: 1-675 (224 amino acids)
Source: RefSeq, a predicted model, not a curated record
AUGCUCUCCAACAUCGCAGAAAAAUUUCAUGCGACUUCAAUAUAUGAGUAUGACUGGCAGAGAGUUACUAUUGCAACACUCGCCAUAUUAGCUCUGACAUAUUCGUACUGGGUAUACCCCGGGUCCCAAAACCCUGGUCCUGGAUGCCCUAGGAUUUACGAAGAACGAGCCGCAAGUCCUACUCGCGGACAGCACCAGGUCUUCUUAUCUUGGGUCUUCCCGGACGGCUAUAGCCUCAAUCGUGUCAGUCUGUUCUACAUCGAUUACGAGGACCCGGAUAGCCUGAAAGAAGAGCUAAAGCGGUACGAUAUGGCUGGUAUUCUUGCCAUACCAGUAUUCCAUGGCACUCUUUUCGGGCCUGGGAAACUUCUUCUCGCAAACGAUGAUAUUGAAACGAAAGAUCUCCUUCGAGUUUCGGCCCGCGUCAUUUUCCUGGUCGUUUAUCAUAGGGAGGCAUCUGAGGCUAUCCUUACUACCGAAUCCCGUCUAUUAAAAGUUUUAGUGAACCCGGGACCAAUAUGGGAUAAACCGAUGAGUAUUGAUGACUUUGAGGAUAUGGUCGGAACCUUCGAGAAGGGUCGAAUUCAAAAAUACGAAACUCGCCACGGAAAAAAAACCUCGGGUGCCCGGCAGCCCGUAGAUGCAAAAAUUGGCGCAAUACAGCUCUGUAACUAG